Messenger RNA from Camellia sinensis, 2561 nucleotides. Lineage: Eukaryota; Viridiplantae; Streptophyta; Magnoliopsida; Ericales; Theaceae. The record is from RefSeq and is a predicted model, not a curated record.
AUGGAUGAAGAGAUCGGGUCACUUCACAAGAACCAGACUUGGGAGUUGGUGCAACUUCCAAAAGGCAAGAAAGCAAUUGGGUGCAAGUGGGUUUACACCAAGAAUGAAGACUACAAUGAGGUAUUCUCACCUGUUGUGAAGCACACGUCUAUUCGCAUCUUGUUAGUUUUGGUUGCACAGUUUGAUCUCGAGCUCGCCCAACUCGAUAUCAAAACUACUUUCUUACAUAGAGAUGUUGAAGAGGAGAUAUACAUGUCCCAGCCAGAUGGUUUCAAAAUUGUUGGAAAAGAGAAUUGGGCCUGUAAGCUGAACAAAUCGUUGUACGGAUUGAAGCAAUCCCCGAGACAGUGGUACAAGCGAUUUGAUCGGUUCAUGAUAGAGACAGAAUACACAAAAAGUCAAUUUGAUCAUUGUGUAUAUUUCCGUAAGCUUCCCGACGGUUCCUUCAUCUAUUUGCUCUUAUAUGGAGAUGAUAUGCUGAUUGCAUCUACGAGCAAGGUGGAGAUUGACAAACUCAAGGCACAGUUAGCAAGGGAGUUUGAAAUGAAGGAUUUGGGAGAAGUAAAGAAAGUUCUUGGCAUGGAGAUCAAGAGAGACAGGAAGAAGGGCACGGUUUGUCUGACACAAACCCAGUAUCUGAAAAAGGUGUUAGACAGAUUUGGCAUCAAUGGGAAAACCAAAGCUGUAAGUACACCAUUGGCCCCUCAUUUCAAGCUUAGUGCUUCGUUGUCUCCACGCACAGAAGAAGAAUGGAAGCAUAUGGCACAGGUUCCACAUGCAAAUGCAGUUGGUGCAUUAAUGUAUGCUAUGGUUUGUACACGGCCUGACAUCUCGCAUGCUGUGAGUAUGGUAAGCAGGUAUCUGCAUGAUCCAGGAAAAGAUCACUGGCAGGCAGUGAAAUGGAUCCUAAGUUCCCUGGUGUGCCCCCGAUCCGCAACACGUUCGAAAAAAGUCCUAACUAACCCAAAGAACCCAGCAAGCCCACUAUUGCUAAUCAAAGCAGCGAAGAAGAGAUCACAAAAUUCUGCACAAGGCCUCCAGAGGCAGCCCAAGAAGGACCUCUCUCGUAUUUUGAGAACCGAGGCUGCCAUUAAAGCCAUUGAGAGAAAAGCAAACUCAACCAAGUACAAUCGGUUGUGGCCCAAAGCAGUCUUGGAGGCUCUUGACGAUGCAAUACGAGAGCACCGCUGGCAGUCCGCUCUCAAGAUAUUCAAUCUUCUUCGUAAGCAACAUUGGUAUGAGCCAAGAUGCCAAACGUACACAAAGCUGUUGGUGUUGCUCGGCAAGUGCAGACAGCCCAAACAAGCAAGUUUGCUUUUUGAGAUCUUGAGGUCUGAUGGCCUCCAACCCACUCUUGAUGUUUACACUGCACUUGUGGGUGCAUAUGGUCUCAGUGGCCUCCUUGUUGAGGCAUUUCAUACUGUUGACCAUAUGAAGUCAGUGUCCGACUGCAAACCAGAUGUGUAUACAUAUUCGAUUCUUAUCAACUGCUGCACUAAACUCCAUCGUUUUGAUCUCAUUGAACACAUACUUGCUGAAAUGUCAUACUUGGGAAUUGAAUGUACCACAGUAACAUACAAUACUAUAAUUGAUGGAUAUGGUAAGGCUGAACUGUUUGAACUGAUGGAGAACUCAUUUAUGGACAUGACUGAAAGUGGCACUUGCCUUCCACAUGUUUUCACAUUUAAUUCAUUUAUUGGGGCGUAUGGGAACUCCGGGAAGAUUAAGGAAAUGGAGAAGUGGUUUGAUGAAUUUCAGCUAAUGGGGAUAAGGCCUGACAUAAAGACGUUUAACAUCCUAAUUAGAUCAUCAAUGUGUUGAUCAAAUAUGUAUGAGAAGAUGGGUUCUGUUAUGGAAUUUAUGAGGAAAAGAUUAUACUCCCCAACAAUUGUCACUUUUAAUAUUGUUAUUGAGACGUUUGGGAUGGCUGGAAAUAUUGAGAAGAUGGAAGAAUUCUUUCUGAAAAUGAAGCAUCAAGGAAUAAAGCCUAACUCUGUUACCUACUGCUCUCUUGUUAGUUCUUAUAGUAAAGCUGGACUUUUGAGGAAGGUUGAUUCAAUUAUGAGGCAAGUAGAGAAUUCUGAUGUAGUUCUGGAUACUCCAUUUUUCAACUGCAUCAUAUAUGGUCAGGCUGGUGAUAUUACAAAGAUGGGUGAGUUAUUCUUGACAAUGAAAGGGAGAAAUUAUAAGCCGGACAAUAUCACCUUUGCUACCAUGAUCCAAGCCUACAAUGCUCAAGGCAUGAUUGAGGCUGCUGAAGAUUUGGAGAAUAAGUUGAUUACUGCUGAGGGAAAGCUAGGUAUCCUUCAAUAGUUACCACUUUGCCAAAUGUAUGUGUUUCUGGUUAAUGAAGCAUGAAGUUCUUGACAGGGCCACAUUUUAUUAGUUUCUUUUCAGCCAUUUUGUUUAGGUAGAAAUGGCUGAAUCAUUUUUGUAUUCUAGGAAAUUGAAUUGAAACAUUAGUGGAAGACCAAAAUUCUAAUGUUUCCACUGAACCACUACAAAACAUACUGAAAUAAUGAGUUGUUUCGACAUUUAUUAGGAAUAUCCAACAAUGUUUA